UGAAACAAAAGAAUCAUUCUGCAAAUCAAAUGGCUCUUGCCCGUGUUUUUACAAAUAUUUUGCCUGAAAGUAUGUCAUAAAUAAAAGUCUAUAAACAGUGAAAGCAUUAAUGUAUCGUUUUAAAACUUUCAGGGACGUUUUCUUAAGCAUCAAAUAAGCUGUGCUCACAACGGCUUUAAAAUGGCGCGUUUAUUUCGUAUGUUCUAAGCCAAUUUUUACAACACAUAUUUUUGUUGUUUUUCCACUUUCUCUCAAGAACACAGAAAUUUUCUUGUGCUUUUAAUGUUUACAUAUCCUCUAAAUAUGAUUAGCUAAUAAAAUUAACAAGCCACAUAGACCUCAGCCUUCAGGAAAUAUGUAUUUAAAUGGCUUUUAAAAAACGUAAACAACCCAGUAAACUUUUCCUACUGCAUAGUUUCAAAGGAUACGCCUUUAAUAGAAAUUUGAAUAAAAUUUAAAUGAACGAUUUGUGAGUUGUAUCUUCUGUUCUUUUAUACCUCCAUGGAUAAAACAAGGAACACAUGUAAUUUGUUCGGCAUGUCUAUUUCUCUAGAUGCAAAAUCAAAACACAUGUCAAAUAGUCGAAAACGUAAACUUGGAACUGCCAUAGCACCUUCUGAAGAUCUUAUUAACGAAUUUAUAAAAUCACAGAAAACUACCACAAAGUCAAAGCAGUUUAAUAACCCAGGAGCUGAUUUGGAAAACAAAGCCAUAAAAAGAUCCAGACAUUCAGAAAUGGUUAGCCCAAGAAAGUUUGCUGCGAUCAUAUGUGAAGAUUCAGAAAAAUGGGGAGGACAAGACUAUCUUGGAAAAAAAAUUAUUGAAAUUUUUAGACAAAAUGAUGAUGAAGUGUGGGAGUAUUUUAAAGCUUGUUCUGAUGAGAUUCCUGAUAAAAAUAAGUUAGCAGAUUAUGAAGCUUUCAUUGUCAGCGGCUCGCAUUAUUCUGCCAAUGACGAACAUCCCUGGGUUCAACACUUAGAAACUUUUUUUAAAGAUUUGUAUCAAUACCAAGAACUGUCAACAACAACAAGCCCGCCAAAAUUAAUCGGAGUUUGUUUUGGUCAUCAAUUAAUUGGAAAAGCUCUCGGAGCACGUGUGGUUAAAAACGUUGGAGGGAGGUUUAUUUUCAAACCGGUUCAUAUUAACGUCACUGAUACUUUAACUAAAUCUGAAUAUUACAAAGACAAUUUUCAGAGUAAUCAUUCUUUGUCGUUGUUUCAAUCCCAUAGUGAGGAGAUUAUUGAUUUGCCAUGUUUCGCUGAAUGCGUUGCGAGUUCAGAUAAUUGCAGGAAUGAAAUUGUGAAGUAUGGAGACUCUGUUUUAACAUUUCAAGGGCACAUGGAAAUUACAGAAGAUGAAAUGCUCGAAAAGAUUCUACCAGAUAUUAAAAAAGCGAAUAUCUUUAAUGAAGAGGAAGAACAAGAAAUGUUCCAGGCCUUAAAAGAGAAAGGUAGCGAUAGAAAGAAGGUUGUUGACUUGAUAAAAUCAUUCAUGUAUUCUGGACAACACGAUACAUAUACAUAAUGUCCGUAGCUACCAUUUUAAGUAUAUACAUAUAGGUUCUAUAAUUUUAUACCUGAUAAUUUAAAUGCACGUUAUGUUCGAUUAUAUUUAUCUCCUAUGCCGUAAAUUCUUGAUUAAGCACUGUGGCGCUUAUUCAAGACUAGUUUUUUUUAGUGCUGCACUUAAUAGUGCUCCGCUUAAAGGCAUGGCUUGUUCAAAAGAAUCAUUUUAGAUCAAUCCAAAAUAAUCCUUAGAAUAAUAAAACACUACAAGAUUGAGUAGUUUAUGGUUCAUUCCCUUCUUCAACAUCUAAAUACAUUGUUUGAUAAAAGAAGAUCUAUAACAAAAAGUGUCUUCUUUUUUUGAAAUGUCCCAUAAUUAAAAAAGGCCUUAAAAGCGUCACAUCUCAAAUUUAAGGUGCGGCACUUAUUCCAGGUUGCGCUUAUUAAAAAUUACUGCGUUUUUACCAGGGCGACGCCUAAAAAUGGAUUUACGGUAUACAUAUUUUUUUAAACUGAUCAGAAAGAUAUCAGCCUGGAUGCAGCCUUAUUCUUUUCUAAAAGCCCUAUAACUGUUAGUGCUUCUGGUAUCUUAACCUUUUUUGAAUUUUAUGUUUUUGCUUUGACGACUGGGUAUUGGGCAUCAUCGAGUUGGUAUUUUUUGUUGGCAGCGAAAGUUGCAGUCAAAUCCUUUAUUUUGAAUCGUGUAUAUCAACUUGUUUGCAUAGCUACUCUCAAACUUUGUAAAAAAAAAACAAUCUUAGUGGUUUUUGCUUAUCUUAGUGGUUUUUGCUUAUUAUAAGUUUCAAUUAUAAAAGAACUAAAAUUUAUAAAAAUGUUUUAUCUGUCGUGUACUUUAAAUAAAUGCGUUUAAAA
Hydractinia symbiolongicarpus is the source of this 2378-nucleotide messenger RNA. RefSeq lists its product as uncharacterized. Gene Ontology annotation, cellular component: cytosol. The transcript is spliced from 2 exons. Bases 502 to 1524 code for a protein of 340 amino acids. NCBI's taxonomy places the organism in Eukaryota, Metazoa, Cnidaria, Hydrozoa, Anthoathecata, Hydractiniidae. The record is from RefSeq and is a predicted model, not a curated record.